GCAAUUCGCGACGUGUCGCAAUGCCUCGAUUCUCGAUUCCUAGUUCCUAAUUCAGUCGCUUUCUGAUAUUACAACAACCAGUGACCACUCACAUUCAUUUGUUCAAUCAAAUCAAACGGCGCAGACAGAUGCAUAUCACAAACUUUUAGCGAUAACCGAAAAAGACAAACUUCCCAAAUAUCCGAGCUCGAUAACGAUCCAAUCCAUCUCGCUUAUUAUCACCAAUAUGUCAACCGCAUAGACUGAACUGCGUUUAUGUGUUGUCUAUCCCUGCACCGUCUUCGUCGGCCAUGGAAGCCUCUCCAUUGACCCAGCAAGCCCGACCUGAGACCUUCCAGCCCAAGGUCGUCCAGUUGUAUGAGGCGCUAUUCAAGGAUGAUGCCGAUCUAGAAGCCGACAAGCCCGAGGGCUUUUGGAGGGAGCUCUUCCUCUUGAACCCCGAUCAAGCCUCCCUGCAGAACAUACUAGCACGUCUUGGACCCGACGACCUCUUGACGUUACAGGCCCAAACCCAACAGCUCUUUUUGCGAGCUGUAGAGUGUCUUAAGAAGGGUGGUGAUGCGGCUGAACUACAUGCGCUCGAGACCCUAACGACAUUCUUCUCUGUCAUCCUCCCCAAGAAGUAUACGAACCCAAGCUCAGAUAUCAUUGCUAUCCUAGCGGGGCUGGAUCAAGUCGACGUAGUUUUCGCCGAUUUUGUUGGGGCUUUGGAUGGAAUUAUUCGCAAUGGCAAGACAAUGGAAGUUCGCCAAAGAGCUGUCGAAGUUGUUUUAUCCAUUACUUCGGGGGCAUAUCAGACUAGCCUUCUGACCUAUUUCAUACAACGGGAUCUUUUCCCUGCCAUAAUGAAGUUUAUCCAAGAAUCCGAUACCCCCUUCACCGUUAAAGGACCCUUUACGCUACUAGGUCUAUUAGCGAACUACAACAAGUUCGAGUUUCAGAACCCCUAUCAGUUGCGCCUCAAUGACUUCGUUAAUGAGGCAGCCAUCCAGAAGAUUAUCAAGUGUGUUGGACACACCUGCCGGACCUUAAGGGGCCAAUAUAUUGAUAUCUUACAAGACUUGCCUGAAGGAUGGUCCUUUGCUAACACCUUGAGCAUGAUCGGCCUCGGAGCUAUUGCCCCUGGUGCAAAGGCGAACCAAAAGCCCACGUACGACCCUGAAGUGGCCAAGCAGAUGUUCGCAAAACUGCCAGGCGAGGAUGCUGCUGUGUUGCUAGGGACGUACGACUUUAGCCACGCCAACAAACUUUUUUGCUUCAAUCUUGUCACGUUGCGAGCCGAGAAGGGCGAAGAGCAACCGAUUUCUAGUUUCCUAUCAUUAACUUCUUACCUCCUCCAACACGCGUUUUUGUCUACCCGGACCACCAACUACGCGCAUCUCAGUCUGAUGGUCUUCCGGCUGCUCAUUGAAGAUCAGCUUCUGUGUAAACGGAUAUGCAGCGAUGAGAGUAAAGUCGCGGUACGACUCUGUCGUCAACGCCAACCGUUUCUACCGGCUGCCCGAGGAGAUCGUAUCUUGGCAACGAGUGUUCUAGAUACCAUGAUUGAUGGCAUCAAUCACAACUUGCGGCGUAGGUUGGAUGUCAGCCUCUAUACCCUCUGCGUUGGCAUCAUGCUACGCAUCAUCUCGUACCUGUCCCGGUCACGAACACGAUUACAGUAUCACUGGUCUGAGCUGUUUCGCUCACUGUUGUCCCUCAUCCGCUUCCUCACGACCUAUGCGCCAGACCUCAAAGGCCUAUCUCACUUCGAUACCCUUCUAGAUCUCGUCGUAAACCUAUUAGCUCUUUCUCUUUCUGCCGGCGAGGCAUUUCUCCCCACACCUGCCGCCUACGACGACCUCUUCUACAAAGUUGUAGAAAGCGGCGAAGUCUUGAUAAAAUUCCGUGAUACUUACGGUCUAUCAAGCCGGCCAUCAAAUUCUAUAGGUACACUCGUCAGUGUGAGCACUCAUUACAAAGCAAUGCUCGACUCUGGUGGCUCCAAGAGGAACCUUACUAGCACUGAGGUAGCGGAGAUAAUUAAGCAGGGCUAUGAGACAUUGAGUAUUCAGGCGAAGGAGGGACUUGACGGUUGGGAAAGAUAUCGUGAAGCGGAUGAAAGAACGCUUCUUAAGAAGAUGGCGCGGGCAACGGUGGCAGAUGUUCAGCUCAUUGUCCAAGCUUAGGGAAGUAUGAAAUGGUUCAGCUACCUAAGCAUGACUUUAUUACUCAGGAGUCUUUCUGUGUAAGAAUACAAAAAUACGAAUAAAUAACCCCGUCUAUGAGACACGGGCGGGAUGCCGUAAGACUUACUUUAGGAACACCCACCAAAAGGUGAGAAUCAGGCCGAUUUAGAUGAGGAAACAAAUCAAAUUUCAUUUUAGAUUAAAUUUGGGACUAGACCUUUAUUCAACGCCUCAAGCUUUAGCUCUUG
Hypoxylon fragiforme is the source of this 2416-nucleotide messenger RNA. RefSeq names its product DUF1741-domain-containing protein. Gene Ontology annotation, biological process: regulation of Golgi organization. Gene Ontology annotation, cellular component: cytosol. The transcript is spliced from 6 exons. The record is from RefSeq and is a predicted model, not a curated record. NCBI's taxonomy places the organism in Eukaryota, Fungi, Ascomycota, Sordariomycetes, Xylariales, Hypoxylaceae. Bases 291 to 2168 code for a protein of 625 amino acids.